This is a messenger RNA of Chara braunii, 1185 nucleotides long. The record is from the annotation of a GenBank genome assembly. Lineage: Eukaryota; Viridiplantae; Streptophyta; Charophyceae; Charales; Characeae.
AUAGAGGAGGGGAGAAGCCGGGAUGGAAAUCGGGAUGGCCAAAGGGGGCAACGAAGUUGGAAUGUUCGGAGGUCGGGAUAGGGAGGGGAGGAAGUCGGGAUGGGGAGAGAGGGUCAGAGGGUCGGGAUGGGGAUGGGGAGAGAGGGUCGGAGGGUCGGGAUGGGAAGGGGGAAGUCGGGAUGCAGGGGGGAGUCUGGAUUCGGGUCGGAAGACGGACGACGCUGGGAUAGGGGAAGGGGAAGUCGAAGUCGGGAUGGAAAGAGAGGAGGAAAUCAGGAUGGGGAGAGGGGGUCGGAGAGUCGGGAUGCGGGAUGGAUGCAAGAGAGGGUCGGAGGGUCGGGAUGGGGAGGAGGGGUCGGAGAGUCGGAAUGGGGAGGGGGAAGUCGGGAUGCGGGAUGGGUGCGACCUGAAGACCGACGACGUCGGGAGAGCGAAAGGGGAAGUCGGGAUCGAGAAGUUUUCAGGAUGGGGGCGACAAGGGCAAAGGGGGCAACGGAGUCAGGAUGGGGAGGGGGAGAGCGAAAGGGGAAGUCGGGAUCGAGAAGUUUUCAGGAUGGGGGCGACAAGGGCAAAGGGGGCAACGGAGUCGGGAUGGGGAGGGACAGGUCCGGAGGUCGGGAUGGGGAGAGAGGAUCGAAGGGUCGAAAUGGGGAGGGGGAAGUGGGGAUGCGGGAUGGGCGCAACCCGAAGACCGACGACGUCGGGAUAGCGGAAGGGGAAGUCGGGAUUGAGAAGUUGUCGGGAUGGCGGCGACAAGGGCAAAGGGGGCAACGGAAUCGGGAUGGGGAGGGACAGGUCCGGACGUUGGGAUAGCGAGGGGAGGAGGUCGGGAUGGGGAGAGAGGAUCGGAGGGUCAGGAUGGGGAGGAGGAAGUCGGGAUGCGGGAUGGGCGCGACGAGGUCGCGGAGGGGGGAAGUCCGGAUUGAUUGAUUGAUUGGUUGGUACGAGGGGGGGUUGUGGGUAAGGAGGGGAAGAAGUCAGAAUGGGGAGAGAGGGUCGGAGGGUCGGGAUGGGGAAGAGGAAGUCGGGAUGCCGGAUGAGGGGGACGAGGUCAGGGAGGGGGGAAGUCCAGAUUGGUUGAUUGAUUGAUUAGUAAGAGGGAGGGGUUUGUGGGUAAAGGGGGAAGCGUUGAAAGCUUGAUUAGGGUUUUUUUUUUUUUUUCCCGAAUCAAAAUCAGCUUGAUUU